Molecule: messenger RNA, 1308 nt
Organism: Fusarium oxysporum Fo47
Lineage: Eukaryota; Fungi; Ascomycota; Sordariomycetes; Hypocreales; Nectriaceae
Product: major facilitator superfamily domain-containing protein
Exons: 6
Coding region: 1-1308 (435 amino acids)
Biological process (GO): transmembrane transport
Cellular component (GO): membrane
Molecular function (GO): transmembrane transporter activity
Source: RefSeq, a predicted model, not a curated record
AUGCCGACUCAUCAGGACAACAAUGAUGCAGCAUCCAUUGAUGAGAAGCAGGACGGCAAGAUGUUCGAGACAUCUCUCGACCACAUUCCAAGUCAUGCCAACGGAACAGUCGCAACUAUCGACGGCAUAGAUCCUGCAACUCUGCAUAACGAUGAAGUAAUCACCCAGGCGAUACAGGCCAUUGGUUUUGGCAAGUUCCAAUGGCAACUGACUUUCUCAUGUGGUUUCGGCUUCCUAGUAGAUCAGAUGGUCCUUGUCUCGAUCAGCCUUGUUACACCUCAAGCCGCCAUGGAAUUCGGUCCUCGAUAUGCGACUCUCCUAUCUGCAUCUUCGUAUGCUGGCUUACUCGUCGGCGCUUUGUUUCUUGGUACACUGGCCGAUAAUUUCGGCCGCAGAUUAGUUUGGCAGGCAUCUAUUUUCGGAUGCUCUAUCUUGACUACCAUUGCAGCUUGUUCGCCUAGUUGGGCUGCUUUGAAUGUCUUUGUGGCUUUGAUUGGCCUGUUUGCUGGCGGAAACCUGGCUAUCGACUUGACACUCCUGGCGGAAGCAAUCCCUCAAGAAUGGUCGUUCAUCCUAUCAAGUCUCGCAGGAAUCUGGGGCCUUGGGAAUGCUGUCACGGGCCUUAUUGCCUGGCCGCUCCUUGUUAACUUCGGAUGCCCCAGCGGCUCGAACCCCGAGACUUGUAGCCGCGGCGAGAACAUGGGCUGGCGAUAUCUCUACAUCACUCUUGGUGGGCUCUGUCUCGUCAUGUCGCUCAUCCGUGCUUUCGUCUUACGAUCCCUUGAAUCUCCACGAUGGCUCGUCUCUUGUGGAAAGAUGAACGAGGCCGCCGAGGUAAUCAACCAUAUCAGCAGGAUGAAUAAGUCGAACUAUCACGUCACUGGUGAUAACUUCCUGCAGCCUGAACAAGAGAAAGCCGAUGGUGAGGUACGGUCUUGGCGUGCGAAUAUUGAUCGAGCGUCAAGACUCUUCUCUGGUGCUAAGCAGAUACGCCUGAUGAUUGGUCUCAUCAUGAUAUGGGCUCUCAUUGGCAUUGCAUACCCACUCUACACCAUCUUCCUCCCUUACUACCUCGCAGCUCACGGAGCCAACUUUGGCGAAACCAGCAACUACAUCACCUACCGCGACUGGACCGUUUCCUCAGUUGUCGGCAUCUUCGGCCCCCUCCUCAGCACCAUCCUCGUAUCAUCACGCUACUUCAAGUCCAAGCGCUCAAUGCUCCUCACUGGGGUUAUCUGUUCUUCAGGUUCAGAAUCGCGGUCUUGGUAUGGGGUUGCUUAUGGCGGUUGGGAGGAUGGCGUCGCUUAG